Molecule: messenger RNA, 363 nt
Organism: Drosophila virilis
Lineage: Eukaryota; Metazoa; Arthropoda; Insecta; Diptera; Drosophilidae
Product: nucleoplasmin-like protein
Biological process (GO): chromatin remodeling
Cellular component (GO): nucleoplasm; cytoplasm; nucleolus
Molecular function (GO): histone binding; chromatin binding; RNA binding
Source: RefSeq, a predicted model, not a curated record
AUGUCAGGGCUGGAUAAUGAAUUCUUUGGCUUUACCCUCACUGCUAAAAACAAUAUUUUCACCUGGGACUCGGAUUCCAGAACGGAAUCAUGGGGCCAUAAGCUUUUAAUCAAGCAGAUAUUGCUCGAUGACAAAGCUAAGGAUGAUGAGUACAAUGUGGUCAAUGUUGACUCUCUCGUGGAGGAAGUUCGUCUGCCAAUUGCUGUGCUUAGGGCUGGCGAGUUGCGGGUCAUCCAUCCAAAUCUCGAGUUUUACGAGUCAAGGGUUACCUUCACACUGAGCACGGGCAGCGGUCCCGUGCAUAUUUACGGCCAAAACAUUAAGGAUAAUUUGAAACUGAUUUAUAUCAGGGGGGCAAAAUAA